Molecule: messenger RNA, 2327 nt
Organism: Epinephelus lanceolatus (giant grouper)
Lineage: Eukaryota; Metazoa; Chordata; Actinopteri; Perciformes; Serranidae
Gene: fbln7
Product: fibulin 7
Molecular function (GO): calcium ion binding
Source: RefSeq, a predicted model, not a curated record
UCCGAGCGCGCAGAUAAAGAGACGGGAGGGAGCGCAUCUCUGUCUCAGACACCUGAUGAGCAUCCUCCAGACUCGUGAAAGCAGCGGACAGAGCUUCACAACAGAGAGCUGCUGCUUGGAUUUAAUCGAAGCACCAUAAACAAGAAGGCUUCUAAAUCCUGGGAAACACCAACAGGGAACUGCAUUACUGUAUUAUUAUUAUUACUGGACUCUAAAAGAUGGCACUGUCUUUUCGACGCAGGUGUUUACUUUUGCUGUGUUUGACAGCCAUCCAGUGUGGUCAUGCUGCCGUUCAGACGUGCAUGGAUAAGCACCAGGUGGUUGGGGUGCUUCGUCAAAUGGAGAAGUUUCUGAAAGGCCAGGAGAUCCGGUUUACAGAGGGCCUCAGGAUCAUGAAGUCAAAGCUGGCAACUCUUCAGAACUCUGUCUCCAAGUUGCCUCAAGCUGACCAGUCAGCUGCUCCCACCACCUGCCCCUCUCUGGAAGCCCCCGCUCACGGAACCAAGUUUGGCUCAAAGUAUUUUGUCGGACAUGAGGUCCAUUUCACUUGCUCCCAGGGCUACCAUCUUGUCGGUUCUGCCACUCGUGUUUGCCAGGACAACGCCACCUGGACAGGCAUCAGUGCCAUCUGUAAAGAUAUAAGUGAGUGUGCAAGUAACCCCUGCCAAAAUGGAGGAACCUGUGUGGAAGGUGUUAACCAGUACAAAUGCACCUGCCCCCAGAACUGGAGUGGCUCUCACUGUCAGCACCAAACCCAGACAGCACCACCUGAGUGGAGUGUCAUGAAUGAUCCAGCGUUCAGCCGGAGACCUCGCUGUGCCCAAGUGAACCAGGCCCAGCACUGCAGCUGUGAUGCAGGUUUCCACAUGAGUGGCACCUCUGACAACAGUAUCUGUCAGGAUGUAAAUGAGUGUGAAGUGUACCGGCUGGACCAAGGAGGGAAGCUGUGCAUCCACGAGUGUGUGAAUGUCCCGGGCUCGUACCACUGCUCUUGCCCCAAUGGCUACAAGUUACUCCCAGACGGGCGGAGCUGUGAGGAUGUGGACGAAUGUUUAAGCCAGCAGCACAACUGCAGCCGAGGGACAACUUGUAUCAACAUGGGGGGAGGCUUUCAGUGUGUCAACCCAGAGUGUCCCCGUUCUCAUGGCAACAUCAGCUACGUCAAGACAUCUCCCUUUCAGUGUGAGAGAAACCCCUGCCCCAUGGACAGCCGCUCCUGCCACCUGGCUCCUAAGACCGUGUCCUUCCACUACCUGUCUCUGACCUCCAACCUGAAGACUCCUGCAACGCUCUUCCGUAUGGCGACUGCCGCCGCCCCAGGGCGCACCGGGCCGGACAGUCUGCGCUUUGGCAUAGUGGGAGGAAACUCCCGAGGCAUGUUUGUGAUGCAGCGCUCAGACAGGCAGACGGGCGAGCUGAUACUGGUCCAGCAGCUUCGCGGGCCGCAGGAGAUCAGCGUCGAUGUGGACAUGUCUGAGUACAGCGACCGCACUUUUCAGGCCAAGCAUGUUGCCAGGGUUAACAUUCUGGUUUCACCUUACAACUUCUGAGAGCGAGCUGGAGAAGGAGGAAGACCAGAAACAGGAAGGUGAUGAAGAACAAGAAAGAGUGUAAUGGGCACUGAGUUUACUGAUACUGUUUCAUUUGUCUGAGAGGCCAUUCACAGGCCAGCAUCUGUUCGGUGCCCAAGUUACCAAAAGAAAGUGACAAGCCAAUAUUUAACAGUUAUAAUAAGAAUAACAAUAUAUGGCUAAACACAUCAUAGAUGCUUCUUUUAGUGUCAGUAUGAGCUUUGACUGAUGUUUGACUGAGUGUGUUUGGAUGCAUGAAUGUGCAGGGAGGGAUGGAGAACUGUGUUUGUCGUUGCUGUUGCUUUAUGUUUGUAUUUUUAUGUCCAUCAUAGAUCAUAUCUGUGUAGCUCAGGGUCCGGCCCCGGGGCUGAUGCACUGCCCUCGCUUUACUGACGAUAAAUCCCUAUAAGACAUUAGUGCUCCCGUGGCUCUAAAUUAUUGGAAAUAUUAUUGCUGGAUUAUACAUUGUAACAUACUGUACGCCACAUCUUCCAUCAUAUACUGUAUAUUUGUUUUGUUUUGUACUAGCUUGCUUUGUUUAAGGCACCAUCCAUUAUACUAAGGGAGUUUUUAUUUUUAACAGUAUGCAGUACUGUACCUGGGCAUAUUUUCUCUAUUACUCAUAUUCUGUAUGUAACCCAGAAAUCACUAUAUCCUAAAUCAAAGAUGAUUUGGCAAGCUUGCAAAUGCACUACACAAUUUAUCUGGAAUUUUAAUUGUCUCUACAUAUCUGAAAUAAAGUCUAACUUUUCAGGA